Messenger RNA from Anastrepha ludens (Mexican fruit fly), 1929 nucleotides. It is a transcript of the gene Ccz1, whose product is annotated as vacuolar fusion protein CCZ1 homolog. Gene Ontology annotation, biological process: vesicle-mediated transport. The transcript is spliced from 5 exons. The coding region runs from base 47 to 1498 and encodes 483 amino acids. The record is from RefSeq and is a predicted model, not a curated record. Lineage: Eukaryota; Metazoa; Arthropoda; Insecta; Diptera; Tephritidae. Gene Ontology annotation, cellular component: intracellular membrane-bounded organelle; Mon1-Ccz1 complex.
AAACUUAGUAUAUAGUUAUUACCAGACAUUGUUAUUAAGUGGAAAUAUGUCGAACAUUUUGCAGCGUGUGGAAACAACAUUGCGCAGUUUCUAUAUUUUCAAUUCUAAAUUUGGACAAAAAGAAGGCGAUGAGUUCAAAAAAAUACUUUACUAUAAUCCUCAAGACAUAGAACUGAACACAAAAAUCAAAGAUGUUGGCCUAAGCGAAGCAAUUAUACAGUUUACGAGCACGUUCGUUGGGGAGGACGACUGCAAAGCUCUGCACACGCAGAAAACGACUCAAAUUUUUUAUCAGCCUGAAUGCGGUUACUGGAUGGUAAUGGUACUGAAUGUACCAAAAGAAAUUAAAAGCAAGGAUGGGAUUGAAGUACCAGAGUAUCGCGGAGCUGAAGUACAAGAUCGAAUAUAUAGAACUGUUUUGCGGCAAUGUUACAAAAUGUUUCGACUUAGCUGUGGAACUUUCCUUUCGAAUACGAUAAGCAAUGGAGAUGGGCAUGAUUGUGGACGUGAACAAUUGCAAGAAAGACUGUCCAAAUUUUUCAACAAAUAUUUGCAAUCCCUGAGGAUUCCCGUCAAUGACGUGCUAAGUUUUAUGCACUCCAUACAGUAUUUGCCACUAGAACAACCGUUAUUCCUUCGAGCGCAUAAUUUUAUUAAUAUGAUUCGUGCCACAUUUCCCAUCAUAAAGGAGACUGUUUUACUCUAUGAUGAACGCAUCGUAUGCGGUGGCCAAAUUGGGCCAAUCGAAUUAUGCAAUUUACACCAAUAUCUGGUAAAUUCAUUUCUGGAAAAAUCUGAAAAUACAAUACGGAAUGCACACAAUGAUAGUCCAAUAGUAGACAAAUAUCAUAGUGGUGUUUUUAUUACUGGUCAAGAAAACGACUUGCCUAAAAUAUAUCUCACAGUGGCUGGAAAUCUUCAAUGUUAUUACCUGUUAAUUUUUCGUGUUCUAAAUGCAACAUUGUGUUUACUUUUAAGUGACAAAGAGGACCUACCGAAAAAUGAUUUCUGUACAGAAUUGCAUACGUAUAUGGGUCCACAGUUAUCGAGAAUUGUAAAAGAUAUUGAAGAAAAUAUUAAUAAACAACAAAGUCUGCGUAAACAAUUCCCUUCCACAUCACUUUCCGCUCUAACGUCAAGUACCAACACAGACGACUUUUCAGUUCCAAAAUAUCUUUUCAUUAAUGAACAGAGUUUAAAGCAUCUUACCAACAUUCCUCCCGGAAGCAAAUCGUCACAUUACAUUCCAUCCAAUGUUAUCAAUCUUAUAGCCGAUCUGAAUCCCUAUGAGGAAGGAAAUCUAGAAGAAUAUUAUUCAUCUUUAAAAGAAGUUCAAAUUAAAACCACAAAUGACUUUUGGAUAGUGCAAAGAUGUUGGAACUGGAGACAAUGUUAUGUGAUAAUACAUAAUAGCAAAGCAACAUUGCUAGAUAUAACACAAGAAGCCAAACGCGUGUUUGAUAAGGAAUUUACAGAUGAUGUAUUUUUUGACAAAUAAAAAGAAUUAUCAAAUAAAUGAAAGGUGUUUUCCAGUUAAAACGACGUACUUCCUCGUGGUAAGAUUUCAUCUGUCGUGCAGAUCUGUUUCGAUGGCAGAGCAAACAACAUGAUGUAGUAGCGUCUCAAGCCAAUACUGAUGUGACUACCGUGCUCUCAUUUUCUGCAAACACCACACUGCUUCCAUUGCUGGCAGAACUAUAUCCUGCAUUGCCACGCGCUACAUUUUUCAAUUUUACAAUGAAAAUUCGGUGGUUACUCAUGGAAAUAUUGUAACUAUGAUCAUCAUACACAAUUGAAAUGCGUUCACAGCUGUUGUUGGGCAUGAAAUUAUCAUCAACACUAUAUAUGAACAUACAAAUUUUUUAAUGUAAUAAAUUUGGAAAAGUAUAAUACACACAUGUAGUCACUAAAGUUAUAGGCUAAUUUUGA